AAUCGCCGACUAUCUAUGUCUCUCCCCGUCACGACUCUCGACCCCCAUCUUUACUCAGAAACGAACUCGGAAACAAUGAAAAGUGGCAGAGAAGGUAUGGCGGGUGGUUGCAGCAUCAGGGCUAUGUGGAUUCUCAACAAUCAGGACAUCGUCGUCUUUUCCAGGAGGUUUUCUGUGGUGGAGCGGCGUUGGCGGGCCGCCUGCACGUCCGAGAACGUCAGUGCGGCCGGUGAUGCUGAUGAUGUUAAACACGAUGUACUGCCGUUGCUUCCUACUGAUUCGGAGUUGGCUGCUGCCUUUUCCGAUCGCAAAAAGAGAGAGGGGUCUGCUCGGGGAUUUGGCAUACGUAUACAUCAGUCAGCUGAAGGAUCCGAUUCAUGGGUUGAUGAUCCAAUUACGCGCCAUAUUUUAGGCCUGUAUAUCAACAAAGAAGAGGAAGGAGGGAAAUAUCUGUUGUGGCCAUUGAUUUUGCACAUAAAAAGUCAUUUUUGCAUCGUUGUAUUGCCUCUAGUUGAACCUUUUCAUCUAAGAGAAUAUGCAAGAUUAGGUAAACGAUCUGAUUGUGGAAAUGCUGUUGGAACGGAUGGCAGUGUAUCUUCCUUCCUCCUUGAUCUACCAUCCAUCACAGGGGCCUUCAUGGUGUCACGUGCUAUAGGGGACAUAGUUAUGGGGGAUGUUUCAGAACCUGAGGUGGUUGUUAGUGCUUCUCCAGUAGGGGGCUUGUUGGAUUCUCUGACUGGCAGUAUUGGGAUAUCAGGUAUUUCUGCAAGGCCAAAACCUGUAGCAGCACCAGUUGCAGCUUCUGCCACUUUGGGUGCUGCUAUAGGUGGGGCCGUUGCAUCAGAUUCUCCAAAGAUUGGUUCAAGGUCACUGGACAAAGAUGCACUUCGAACUUUUAUUAGUAGCUCAAUGCCUUUUGGUACACCCUUGGAUCUCAGCUAUUCCAAUAUUUCUGCUAUCAAGCUUUAUGGCUUUGCUUCCUCGGAUUUGCCCCCAGCAGACAGAAAGCAGCCUGCAUGGAAACCAUAUCUCUAUAAAGGGAAGCAGAGAAUUAUUUUCACCAUUCACGAGGCAGUUCAUGCUGCAAUGUAUGACCGGGAUGAUCUCCCUGAUACUCUAUCGAUUUUUGGUCAAGUGAAUUGUCGGGCAGAAUUAGAAGGAUUGCCUGAUGUUUCUUUCCCCAUGACUGGGUUGGACAUGGCUCGCAUUGAGGUUUUAUCAUUUCAUCCUUGUGCCCAAGUUCCUGAACCAAGAUUAGAUAAGCAGGUUGUGGUGUUUUCACCACCUCUAGGUAAUUUUGUUUUGAUGCGUUACCUCUCAUCUCGUGGCAUUGGGCCUCCAGUGAAAGGAUUUUAUCAGUUGUCAAUGGUCUCAGAAAAUGAAGGGGCCUUUUUAUUUAAGUUACGCUUGAUGGAUGGUUAUAAAUCUCCUCUAACAAUGGAGUUCUGCACCGUGACCAUGCCUUUUCCUAGGAGAAGGGUGAUUUCAUUUGAUGGAACACCUUCUAUUGGAACAAUUUCAAUGUCUGAUUACUUGGUCGAGUGGAAAAUUAUAGCAAGUGGAAGGGGAAUUGUGGGGAAAAGCAUUGAGGCAACUUUCUCGGGAACAGUUAAAUUUGCGGCAUGGCAAACACAGAAGUUGCUUUCCUCUGGUUCUGUCUUGGGUAGUGUAGCUGAUGAAGAUAGUGAUACAGAAACAGAGACCACUAAUAAUGUGGUAAAUGUGGAGGAUUUUUUAAUGGAAAAAAUGAACAAAGACCUCCCACCAGUUGACCUUGAGGAGCCAUUUUGCUGGCAGGCAUACGAUUAUGCUAAGGUAUCUUUCAAGAUUGUAGGGGCAUCAUUAUCUGGAAUGUCGAUUGAUCCUAAAUCUGUGACCAUCUUUCCAUCUGUUAAAGCACCUGUGGAGUUUUCAACUCAGGUUACUUCUGGAGAUUAUAUACUGUGGAAUACCUUGGGGAAAUGUCCGUCUGCUGCCACACCCACACCAGAACAGUAAGGGAAGUAUACGAAACAGUCUAAUCUGCUGAAGCCCAGAUGCUUCGGCUGCCUAAUCGACUCAUCUAUGCUGUUCUCAAAUAUUUCUCGGUUGGGCCCCGGAGGAUUGCGCUAUCUUGGCUCAUUACUCCAAUCAUUAUUAUCAGCUUGAAUUUAGUUUUGCAGAGGAAGUCUUGGAAAAAAAAAAAAAAAAAGAUGUAAUAAAUGUCCCCUCUUCUUUUGUUGGAAUAAGAUUGCUUUGAGAUCCGUUUGAUGUUUAAUUUGCUCAUAAAAAUAAUCUACACGCAGCUUUUGGCCUACUUGACAUGGGGUUGGUGUCGAUUGUAUUUGGUGGAAGAUCAACUAUGUUAAAAGCUUAAAUGCUUUUGAAGCAAAUGUGAUGAGCCCUUAUUGCGAUUCAUUUUUUUAAAA
Molecule: messenger RNA, 2408 nt
Organism: Diospyros lotus (date-plum)
Lineage: Eukaryota; Viridiplantae; Streptophyta; Magnoliopsida; Ericales; Ebenaceae
Product: AP-5 complex subunit mu
Exons: 8
Coding region: 16-1998 (660 amino acids)
Biological process (GO): endosomal transport
Cellular component (GO): late endosome; cytosol; lysosome
Source: RefSeq, a predicted model, not a curated record